UUAGCUACACGCCUGCAUCAACACGCGCGUGUCUUCAAGCCAAGAACAAUCACGAUGUCGAAUGAACCUAGACUCGACUUUCCCAUGCUUGACUCAACAGGCUCAGAUUACCACAGUUGGGUAACCGAUGUUGAGAACCAUCUCACUUCAAAGGGAAUAUUACCCAUAAUCCAGGCACCUAACCCGGAUCUUGUGUUCAUCAGAACAUCUGCAAAGAAUGCUCAAGCAGUUAUCUUGAUGCGACGUCAUAUGGACAAAGCACUCAGAUUGGAGUAUAUGUCGAUCAAGGAUGCAAGAGAGCUAUGGGUAGCGCUAGAAGAGCGUUUUGGCAAUGUCCAAGAUUCCCUCCUCCCUGACUUGAAAGUUCAAUGGAACAAUCUGCGCUUUGCUGACUUCAAGUCUGUUGCUGAAUAUAAUUCAGAGGCUCUUCGCUUACAAUCCAUGUUGCGAUUCUGUGGACAACCUGUCACAGAGCAAGAGCUAAUUGAGAAAACUCUCUCCACCUUCCCCGUCUCAGCCAUUGUGGUAUCAAAGCAAUACCGUACUGAGGUUAAUGCUGGACGGAUCACGAGGUUUCAUCAGCUUAUCAAUAUCAUAUCUGUAGCUGAGAAACAUGAUAACAUACUCGUGAGAAAUUAUAAUUCAAGGCCCAUUGGAACUAAGAGCGUUCAUGAGGCGAAUUAUAAUGCACCCAAAAGAGGGCGCAAGGAGCGAAACCCUAAUGAGGGACAUGAAGGACGUAUGGGUCCAUAUAACCGCCCUAAUAAGGAAGGAAACCGCAAGUUUGGUGCGGAUACACGUGGUGGCAAUGUCACACGUGGGGGAGAUGGUCGUGGUCGUGGUCAUGGUGGUUGCGCCAUGGCUCGUGGUGGAGGUACCAUGGGUCGUGGUGGUGGCACCAACCCUCCUAGGGAACGCCCACAACGUGCACAACGUGCACCUCAAUUAAAGGGAGGCAACCGCAAUGAUGAGUGUCAUCGAUGUGGAUCAAUUGAGCAUUGGUUCAAGCAAUGCAAGGCAAGUGAGGAACUAGCUGCAAGAUACAGGGCAUAUAGGGACCUGAGAGAGCAAGAAGUGUACCUUGCAGAAGAAGAAGAAGAUGGUGGAGAUGUCAAUCUCACCAUAGAGGACUUCAAAGCUGAAGAUGAAGUGCACAUGGAUGCAACAGACUUUGAUUAGAUUAGUCCUUUUUAUUUUUCCAAGAACUUUUGUAAUGGCAAUUUGCCUUAGUCAAUAAAUGACAAUUGUAUUAACUCUUUCUUAUGUGGCGGACCCAAUAAAAUGUGAUGUCUAGGAAAGUCAUUGAGAUUAUUGGUACUUAAGAGAGCCUCGCUCCACCAACAUCUCUCUCUACUUCCCUGGUCAUAUUUGAUUGGAGUUACCAAACGGAUAGAGUGACUACAAUGUGUCUUACUUUGAUUUUAUUUUGGAUUAGACUUUGGAAACUUUGAUGUAAUCAUUGGCUAUUAAUAAAGUGUCAAUUCUUUUA
Rosa rugosa (rugosa rose) is the source of this 1489-nucleotide messenger RNA. RefSeq lists its product as uncharacterized. The transcript has 2 exons. The record is from RefSeq and is a predicted model, not a curated record. NCBI's taxonomy places the organism in Eukaryota, Viridiplantae, Streptophyta, Magnoliopsida, Rosales, Rosaceae. The coding region runs from base 55 to 1179 and encodes 374 amino acids.